AAAAGUGAGGUUACCUAUGUCUAAGUUUGUUUACUAACACCGAAUCGAAAGAUUAAUUAUGAAAGAAUCAAAGGUCCAAGGCCAGACACCAAUAGAAGAUCUAAAAGAGCUACGUAACUAUUUCGCAACACACAAUGUGACCAGGGAGUAUAUAGCGCAUACUUCAAAAGUACAUUCCGUUGGCUGGUCAUGCGAUGGAAGGCGCUUAGCGUCAGGUUCUUUUGAUAAGACCGUUGUUAUUUUCAACUUGGAACGGAGUAGACUGGUACAAGACUUCGUGUUCCGCGGCCACACAGGCUCGGUGGACCAACUGUGCUGGCAUGCCUCACAUCCAGAUCUCCUCAGUACAGCUAGUGGAGACAAGUCUGUUAGAAUAUGGGAUGCACGGUCCCACAAAUGUGCAGCAGCAAUAUCUACAAAAGGAGAAAAUAUAAACAUAGCCUGGUCUCCAAAUGGCUCCACUAUAGCAGUGGGAAAUAAAGAGGAUCUAGUGUCCUUUAUUGAUGCUCGCACAUAUAAAGUUGUGACAGAAGAGCAAUUCAAUUUUGAAGUAAAUGAAAUAUCAUGGAACAUAACAUCAGAUCUCUUCUUCUUAACAAAUGGACUGGGAUGUGUUCAUAUAUUGACGUAUCCAUCCCUAGAACAGCAAACAGUACUGAAAGCGCACCCGGGCACUUGCAUAUGUAUAGAGCAUGCCCCCGGCGGUCGGUACUUCGCGACCGGAUCUGCGGACGCGCUUGUUUCACUAUGGGACACUAGUGAAUUGGCCUGUUUAAGAGUGUUUUCUAGAUUAGAGUGGCCAGUACGAACUCUAUCGUUCAGUUUCGACGGAAGACUGCUCGCGUCAGCAAGCGAAGAUCACAUUAUCGAUAUUGGUGACACGGAAACUGGAGAAAAAGUAGCAGAGAUCCCCGUACAAGCGGCGACAUUCACAGUGGCAUGGCAUCCCUCGAGAUAUUUAAUAGCUUACGCGUGUGAAGACAAAGAACCGCCAGAAAGAAAAAGAGAUACUGGCAACCUUAAACUGUGGGGAUUGAGUAGUAACUAGCAACAUUAGUAUAAGCAGAAACUAGGCAACAUUAAAAGACGUAAUCCUUUUUUGUGUAAGCACUGACGGAUGGAUUAUGAAAUUGAAUAAAAGUUAGAUAUAGUGCUAUUUUCAUCAGUAACAAUACAUUUGAUGUUGUUUUUUUGUAUUUAUAAUUCUAAAUAUUGAUUUAUUCAUUAGUUUGUAUCGAAUCAAUCUAAUAUUAGAUAAAUUUUGAUGAGAUUAUUGAAUAAACUGCUCUUGUUUGCCGAUGGAUUUACAAGCUUUUUUUUAUGUAAGAUUGUUUUUUUAUCUGAUUCGUAUCUAUUUGUUCCUUGACUAUAACAGAUAUGUAUAAAUAAAACUGUAUGAUAUAAGAAAUUGUGAUUAAAUUGUAAGGCAGUUAAAUAAAACAAUACUUCAUCUAA
This is a messenger RNA of Colias croceus (clouded yellow), 1455 nucleotides long. RefSeq names its product THO complex subunit 3 (gene tex). The coding region runs from base 59 to 1048 and encodes 329 amino acids. Gene Ontology annotation, cellular component: THO complex part of transcription export complex. Lineage: Eukaryota; Metazoa; Arthropoda; Insecta; Lepidoptera; Pieridae. Gene Ontology annotation, molecular function: protein binding. The record is from RefSeq and is a predicted model, not a curated record. The transcript is spliced from 7 exons. Gene Ontology annotation, biological process: mRNA export from nucleus.